Thamnophis sirtalis is the source of this 3300-nucleotide messenger RNA. RefSeq names its product LIM domain only 2 (gene LMO2). Gene Ontology annotation, biological process: positive regulation of transcription by RNA polymerase II. Lineage: Eukaryota; Metazoa; Chordata; Lepidosauria; Squamata; Natricidae. Gene Ontology annotation, cellular component: nucleus. The record is from RefSeq and is a predicted model, not a curated record. Gene Ontology annotation, molecular function: DNA-binding transcription factor binding; transcription coactivator activity.
AUGGUCUAUUAGCAAUAAUAGCAGCUACGGCAGCCCCGGACCCGGGUCAUAAUGAAGGCGGAGGAGCCAGGGAUGCUCCAUGCUACCUCCGCAGUGCAGGAAGCCCUCUCCAGGCAGACGACCUAAUCCAGGCAGCGAGCUGACUCCGGGAUAAGCACAGCGGUGACAGCUGAGCGCCGGCCGCGAGCGCCAGCAGCAGCAGCAGCAGCAGCAACAGCGGGCUCUUCCCAGCGACCAGUCGCGCAACCCGAGCAGGAGGAGCGUCCCGAGGAUGGGCGCUUAGCUCCGAAGGGAUCGCCUCGCCUGCCCAGACAGCUCCGGGAGCGCGUGCGGGCUAAGGGGCCGCGCGGUCAAUCUCGUCCUUGCCGGCGCGCCGCCAGACCCCCACCCCUACCCCUCCGUCCGUCCCUCGGCGUUACAGGCGGGCCACCCUGUGGAUGUCAUUGAGGGUGGAGGUGCCGCUCUGCUCGCCGCCGCCGCCCCCGAAAAGGCACUCGGGAGCUGGCGAGCCUUUGUAGGGGAUAGACCUUGCCACGGACCAGCCUAGAGUCACGACGGCCGCCGCCGCUACAAAGGAGCGACCCCUGCCAAUGUCAUCAUCGGCCAUCGAAAGGAAGAGCCUCGAGCCCUCCGAGGAGCCAGUGGAUGAGGUGCUCCAAAUCCCCCCUUCCUUGUUAACAUGUGGAGGUUGUCAGCAAAACAUUGGGGAUCGAUACUUCCUUAAAGCCAUUGACCAGUACUGGCAUGAAGAUUGUCUGAGCUGUGAUUUAUGUGGGUGCCGACUUGGAGAAGUGGGAAGGAGACUAUAUUAUAAACUGGGCAGAAAGCUCUGUCGAAGAGACUAUCUCAGGCUUUUUGGACAAGAUGGUCUCUGUGCCUCCUGCGAGAAGAGAAUCCGAGCCUAUGAGAUGACCAUGAGAGUAAAGGACAAAGUGUACCAUCUGGAAUGCUUCAAGUGUGCUGCUUGCCAGAAACAUUUUUGCGUUGGUGACAGAUACCUUCUCAUAAACUCAGAUAUAGUAUGUGAGCAAGACAUCUAUGAGUGGACUAAGAUCAAUGGAAUGAUGUAACUCACUUGUGCCUCAUAGUCUUAAAUACAUUUCAUGAGUGACAUAUAUUUUUGGCUAUGGUGAGGUUAUUGCUCACAUCUAUAUGCUUUCUGUAAGGACGGGGGAAAUGGAACAAAAUACAUAGGCAUUGCAUCUAAUAAAAUAAGUGACGAUUGAAUAAAAGGCAACAUUAUUUCUUUUAGCAAAUAUACUGUGAUAAUAAACUGACAUUAUUAGAGUUAUUAAUUGAAACUAAUACAAAGCAACAAUGGAUACUUUUAAACUGAAGUACGAUUAGCUAACUUUGUGGAUUUAUCUUCUCUAACCUGGUACUUUUCAGAUGAAUCGAGUCUACAAAUCCCUAGAAAUCUAGCAAUUGUUGUCCUAAGACGUCUGGCACAUGCUGGCUUCAAGGGUGGCCUUAACACUCACAAACAAAUUUGUUAAAUUUUGCUUAUUUUGUAUCUAUCUAGAGUUAAUCCCAGCAUUAAUAUUAAAUGUAAGAGCAUCAGGAGACUUGUAUGUCUGAAGAAGAAGGGGCUUUCAAAUAAGUGUAUCCCCCCACUUUAAUGAUACUCUUCUUUUUAAAAAUGAAAAUACAAUUUUUGUACAAUUACAAUUGAACAAUUGCUCCAGUGCAAAAGAUGAUAUCUCAUCAGAUAUAAUUAACUCCUUGUGAAAUCCAUGAGAGUUAAUGGCAUGUAACUGGAGAGGGAGGAAAGACUGCAGCCUUAAAUGGUAAUUAUUUCAAAUAAUGCAUAGCUACCUUCUGUUAAUAUUGUUGGAAGGUGAGGAAUUACUACUCCUUUCUAUACAAUAUUUUUUUAAGUUCUUCAACUAUUUUAUUAGAAAAUGUAAAUACAUUAUUGUAUGUAGUAAGAUACUGCAGACUUCAUUAAAUAGACUUGAUCGAAGAGUUGUGACAUUUUUCAUUCAAUAAACUGGCAGCUUUUUAAUUAUUUUAGUGCAAUAAAUAUAUGGUUCUUGUAUGGCUCAUUUAUUUGUACAGAGUAUCUUGCUUUGAGCUCAGAUUUUGUUUGAAAACAACACUGUUACUCACUGUAUUAAAUAGAUUCAAAGGAGAAAAUUUAAGUCUUCCUAAUAAUAGAAGAGAUUGAUUUCCCCAAUCUUUUGAAGAUUAUUUAUCCUUUGAUUGCUAUGUGCAUUGCAAUAUAUAUUGUAGGUGCCUCUCACAUUAAUUUGUGAUGUGACUAGUCAUGACUAAUGUCAUGAAUUAUUUGACUCCUCUAGUCUCCCUACAUAUGCCACCUAAAAUUGUUUAGAUUAAAAUGGGUUGAUGCUUUAGCUGUGAUUCUGAUAUUAUCCUUGCAUUUUGAGAACAGAAACAUUUGCAAAGCAAUUCCUGACAUGUAGCAAUGCACAUCAGCUUUCACAUCUUUCCAGAGCAGCCUUAUUAUGCACGUUGAUAUGGAAUUAAGUUUUUCAGUAUUCAGUGAGACUAUAUUUUCUAUAAAGUAUACUUAGGAUUGUAAUUAUUUUUCUUUAUUCUUUAACUUUCAAAAGUAUGAAGAGCUAAUGCAGCUUUAAUAACCACCCCUUAAUUCAUCCAUAAACAGUAGAUAACUUGCUUUUCUUGAAACUGAAAAGCAAGUGAUUUUUUCACAAAGGCUGCAUGCAGUUCAGUCACUCAUUUAGUGCAAUCCCCUGAAUAAGCAUUAAAGAAAUUUUGGUGUAAUCUUGCCAUUAAUUUUAUAUAAGCAGAAAGGUUAUAGCAGAAUUCAUGGUGAUUAAUAAGUCAUGCUAAAAAUAUGAAUUUCCAACAAAUAUAUUUAUUUUGGAGUGGAAGCUCUACCCAUUGUUUAAACAAACAAUGUCUUGAUGGGAUAUUAUGAAAUGAUGUUUUUACAUAGUAAAACAAUGAAAGAAAAUUGAACAGAAAAGUGGAAUUGAAAUUGAACAGAUUCAGAUAUCAAUCUAAAAUGUCUUGGACAUUGUACUUAAAUUUGUAAAAUCUGUUAGACCAGUAAUAUUUUAUUUGGUCUAGUAGUUACCAAUCUAUCACCAUUUACACCUGUACUAAAAAACCAGUCAAAUAAUUUUGCCUACAGAUUUAAAAAGUCCUGAUAUCCCAUACAUUCUUGGAAGAAAAAACUGUGACAAUGAAAGUCACUCAUUCUGCAGAAAUAUCUUAUUUACCAAAUAAGAUAUUUUUUCCCUCCACCCUUCAAAAAUUACCUUAAAGUUGGAAUCUUAGAUCAGCUCAAAAUAAUUUAAAUUAUUGAAAAAAGAA